UUUGAGAGUCGACGGAGACGUGGCAAGCCAUUUCGGCUACUGUAUAGGGAAAGGUAAACUUAAUAUUUUAGGCUUUAAGAACAAGGACGUUCUUAGUCCAUGCUACUAAAUCAUCUCCUUGGAAAGCUUCCGGCCUCCUUCAAACAGGUUUAACGACUUCCUUUGCUUGGAAACAACUGAGUCUCAAACGCGGGGAUAAAAACACCCAUUUUCAAGAAAAACAGGAUUUCAACAAUAAACAGUUGUACAGUAACAAGCAAAGAUGAUGUGCAAUACUCUGCUGAAUUUAGCAGUGUGGACGGUGUUGGUGGUGUUGGCCGCGGGCUGCGAUGAACGGUGCACGUCGGCGUUCCAGCAACGUCUAGCAGAAGCAGCACAGGGCGGCAAUGCUUCAUCCUCCCUACAGAGGAGCUGCGAGGCCAUCAAACUACACCUCCAGUGCCUGGGUGAGAUCCGGCCCAACUGUAACACCAACCAAAUACAGAUGGUCAACAACACCAUCAUCUCCAUGCAGGCCAACUACGACAGGUCCUGCACCGAGGGAAGUGCCACGGCGGACGUUGCUAACUGUGGAACACGCUACAUGGUCUGCAACGAGAAGUUCAACACCACCUUCUUCCCCGCCCUCAAUGCGUAUGAUCUAACAGCAGCAUGCGGCUCCCUGAACAACUACACGGAGUGUGUGGAGUCGCUCCUGACGUCCCCCGACUGCUCUCAGUAUGCGGGCUACGCCGUCAACACCAUCAACGGCAUCAGGUCCCGCUACUCUUCCACUUGCGAGGGAGACACCGCAGCAACUGGAGCCAACAUGGCACGUUGUCUUAAUGGAACCAUGGAGUGCUUCACAACCUUUAACAGGACGUUCUUCCCAUCUGUCCGGAAGUCAGACAUGAGGCUCAUGUGCAGUUCUGUGUCCAACUACUCCAAGUGCAUCAACGCCCUGGCUGCUGACCCGUCUUGCCAUCAGUACACAGCUCAGGCUGUCUCAAGCAUACAGGUGCUCGAACAACAACACAAGGUGGCGUGCGGAGAAGAUGGCGGGACGAAAGCCACUGAGUGUUUGAGAAGCUUCAGGGAAUGUUAUCAACACUUCAAUGAAACCUUCAACCCAGCUGUCAAGACCAUGAACAUUGAGAAACUCUGCCAGUCAAUGGACGAAUACAAGGUGUGUUCAGUUGGAAUCCCCGACGAAUGUGACACGUACCUGGGCCAGUCCGUUGACGGUCUGGACAGGAUGCAGGCUCAGUACUCGCAGUACUGCACCCCAGAGAACAAGAAGAUAUUUGGCUGCGCCCCCCUGUCCUUGUGUAACCGCAACCUCAUCGGCAACCUCACCGUCAGCGGCGCUGAAUCAGGCAUGCUCUGCAUGGUACUGGAGACGUACUUCCCCUGUGUGGACGAGGCAGUCAAGCAAUGCCACCUGUCUGGGGACGGGAUCUCGGCCAUCUCCUUCCGUGACCUUGGCCUCCUCUCGUCCAGAUACUGCCGGUCAGUGUUGGCGAACCCCGCCAUCAAGAGCUGCAUGAACUUCAUGCAGUGUCACGCCGCCCUGGACCUCACUAACAUGAGUCCAGGCAUGAUGGUGGAAGGAACCUACUGGUGCCACUACAUGGAGUCGUCGCUCAUGUGCAGCUCUCGGCUCAUCAACGCCGGCCAGUGUAACGUCCAGAACAGGAACGACAUGAUCAACAACAUCCAACGUCUACGUCAGAUGCAACAGGCGACGUGUACAAUAACUACACCCGCACCGACAACGCCAACGACUACCGUUACUACAACAACUGUAGAGCUGAAGGAAGAUAUAAAGAAGACCGAUGAGGACAAGAAGAAAGACACAGACCCAGGGAGUGGAGGUUCCACAUUGACCUUGAGCUUUGUGACCUUGGCCCUCACCUUUGCGGCGACGACAUUCCAGCGUCAUUCUUGAAACGAUUAACUCUUCAAUGAAGUGAACUUGGAGGACGAACAAAACAAACUGCCACCCAGUAACGCCAGUCUUUACUUCAUUUGAUAUACGUAUGCUGUUUGUAUCUGCUGGAAAUUUGUAAAGAAUUACUUGAUACUUAAUUAAAGAUCAUCAGUCAGAACUCGCUAUCGUUAAUAAGUUAAGGAGUCAAUAGAAGUCACUUGAAACUGCACCGAAACAUCUUCAAAUCUAUAAUUUGGUUUGUAGCAUUAUUUUCAAAAUCUUCUGCAAAUAUUCAUAUUUACGUUGCAUUUUGUGUAAUAUUUCCCAGCUUGUUUUAAAGAAGUAACUGGAUUCUCAUAUAUGCAUCUAACUGUACUUGGGGUGUAUUCACGAAGCAGUUGGAGUUUGAUGAGCUCACGAUGACUAAAACAAGCAAUGUUCUGUCCAAAUGACGACUUGCGGGUUGCAAGUGAUUUUGGAAAAUAAUUAACACUUUAUUCAGUUAACUUACGCACCGUGAAAAAAAUUGAAACACUGUUGAAAGUAGCGUUAGACCCUACUCACGAACUCAAACAAACCCUUCGCAGUGCCGACAGGUGGCUCUCGUGCCUCGAUGACGGCACCUAUCGUUGCCAGAGCCGAGAGCCCUGCGUAAGCUUCGUCUAUAGACUCUUUGCAACCGUUUCACGAAGCAAUCUUAGCGUUAUGACUGUCAAAAACCAUUCUACAUAGAUCUACGGCAGUCAUUCCACUAGGAUUGCUUUGUGAAACCAGACCUUUGCAUUUAUGAAUGACGUGUUUGUAAAUAAAGUACAUUUUAUGUGUAUGUUUUAUGUGUAAUUGACACUUUGAAGUGAAGUGGAAAUGACACUGGGACAACAACUUACAACUUGUGCAUGUUACUGCUACUGUAACCUGCUACUAUAUACUAUAUAUGUGUUGUAUAUGUACAUUAUAGAUUUGUCUGCCAGUGUAGAUACGUAUGUAUAAACAAGUAACCUGCCACAAUCUACUUAAACAGUAUAAACACGAUAAAGAAAGCUAGAUCAUAGUAUUAUUCCUGUACAGUCAAACUCCGUUCUGUCGACGUUGAAGAGACCCACGGAAAUAAUUCGAGUUAUCGAUACAACCGAAUAACACAUAAAGAGUACGAAGGGACCAAUCAAUUACAAGGAAUCAACCGUAAGUUCGACAUAUCAAACGUUCGUCACAACUAUGUUUGACUGUACGUUUAUGUAGUCGUGUAUGUACUUUGUCAGAUUAAUUUAUUUUUGUGAAAAUUUAAGUAUUGUACAAAUUUAGUCUUGCUUUAAGAAGUAAAGGAUUUGGUGUUCAAAAUAAACGUUUAACUUGAUUAAAGAGGUAAUCUUUACUUCUGAAAAAUUCACUUUAUAUUUAUGGAUGUAUUUUUUGGUUGCUCUCAUUGAAAGGUAUUGUACAUACGUUUAUCGUCUUGUUAUCAUGUUAGUCAUAUAGCAGCGUAAAUUUGGGGAGAGUAUUGUUCAUCGCCAUGUAUAUAUUGGAAGUUGGAAUCUAGCAAAUUAAAAUAAUAGUGCUAACAAAAUCUGCAGUAUUUUGUGAAAAUGACUUUUUCAUUCGAACAUAAUUUGUUUCCACGACAACAAGCGUUUUCUUAAUGUUUGCUAAACUGACUUUUACUGUAAGAUUAUGUCAUUGCAUACGUAUGAAUAUUUUGGGAAAACAGCCAUGUAAAUUGUGGCGGAAUUUGAUGCCAUUUCAAAACAUAUUGUCUUAGUAUUUGACAGUAAUUUAGCUCUUAAAUUGUACACUUUGCUUACGUCUACUGAAAUGUGUUGGGAAAACUUAGAUUGUCUUAGUAAUUGAUAAACCAAGAUUUGCUCAACAAUUGUGUGUUAGUGCAUCUACAUUUGGAUUAUUUUGAAUGAAACGACAUUUCGAUUAGAAUAGAUUUGGUUACGAUGACAACAUAAAAUUUCUAAAUGUUUGAUAACCACAUUUUGCUCUAUAAUUGUAUGUCAUUUUACACUUCCUCUGGAAUGUGUUGAGGUAACGACAGUUGAAAUGUGUUGAGGUAACGACAGUUGAAAUGUGUUGAGGUAACGACAGUUGAAAUGUGUUGAGGUAACGACAGUUGAAAUGUGUUGAGGUAACGACAGUUGAAAUGUGUUGAGGUAACGACAGUUGAAAUGGAACAGAAUUGUUUACCAUGAUAACAUAUACUGUCUUAGAAUUUGACAAAAGAACUUUUUCUCUGUCAUUGUCUUGUCAUAUUCUCCAUCCUGCGGACUUUAGUUUUGGGAAACGACAUUUUAUUGUGAAUAUGUUACUAUGACAACAGAUGUUUUCAGAUUAUUUGAUAAAUCAAAUUUUGGUC
This is a messenger RNA of Haliotis rubra (blacklip abalone), 4265 nucleotides long. RefSeq lists its product as uncharacterized. The record is from RefSeq and is a predicted model, not a curated record. The transcript is spliced from 17 exons. Lineage: Eukaryota; Metazoa; Mollusca; Gastropoda; Lepetellida; Haliotidae. Bases 263 to 1927 code for a protein of 554 amino acids.